UGGCCAUCGAGCAAACAUGCCCACUCUCAAGCACCACUACAAGGUCAUCAAACCUGUUGGCGAGGGCAAGUUCUCGACGGUCUUUCUUGCCAAGCACCGCAAGUCGGGACGAAAGGUGGCUAUCAAGCAUGUCGACAAGAACGAUGAAGAGUUUUCGAUCGGCCUACUCGAGUCGGAAGUGUCGAUCAUGAAGGCCAUCGACCAUCCGAAUGUGGUGCGGCUGUUUGAUGUGUUUGACUCUGAUGAGUCAUUCGACAUGGUGCUGGAGUAUGUCAAGGGAGGUGAGCUGUUUGACAUGAUUGUGGACCAUGGAGCGUACUCGGAGGCCGACGCAUCGUCGAUCAUGACCCAGAUUCUAGAGGCUGUAGCUUACCUUCACGAGCACGACAUUGUGCACCGCGAUCUCAAGCCGGAGAACCUGUUGUGUGAGCAGAAGAAGUCCGGGCGGCUGGUGGUGAAGAUUGCAGACUUUGGCCUCUCCAAAAUGCUCGAUGAGGAUGUGAUUCUGGCGACAGCGUGCGGGACGCCGGGCUAUGUGGCGCCCGAGGUCCUGGAGCAGGAGACCGCAACCGGGUACGACUCGGAAGUCGACAUGUGGGCGUGUGGGGUGAUCAUGUAUAUUCUGCUCUGCGGCUUUCCGCCUUUUUACGAGGAUGACAUGCCUGCCCUGUUCGACCAGAUCCUCGAGGGCCGCUACGACUACCCGGCGCCGUACUGGGACGGCGUGUCGGCGUCUGCCAGGGAUCUUAUUGACCACUUGCUUGUGGUUGAUCCGGCCGCGCGGCUGACUGCGCGCCAGGCACUGGCACAUCCGUGGAUCUCGGGCACCUCGGCCUCGCAAGACGUCUUGGAGACGUUCCCCGAGCAGCUAGCAAAGUGGAAUGCCAAGCGCAAGCUCAAGGCUGCCGUCCGGGUUGUCAUGCUCUCCAACUCCCUUGCUGCAUUUGCUGGAGGAUCCACAAGUUGAAACAGGGACGACUAGCAGCGGCUGCCCAGCCAUCGUCGUCGCCCAGUCACCAGCACUGUGCUAUUGCCGCGGAUGUGGUACUCGAAUAAGAACGGGUUGCGGAAA
This is a messenger RNA of Thecamonas trahens ATCC 50062, 1072 nucleotides long. RefSeq names its product CAMK/CAMK1 protein kinase. Gene Ontology annotation, biological process: protein phosphorylation. Gene Ontology annotation, molecular function: protein kinase activity; ATP binding. The coding region runs from base 17 to 967 and encodes 316 amino acids. The record is from RefSeq and is a predicted model, not a curated record. The transcript has 2 exons. Lineage: Eukaryota; Apusomonadida; Apusomonadidae.